AUAGACACCGAGUUAACCUUUUUAUUUAUAAAAGAGGUUUCUAAUGCAUAAAUCUUAUUGCUUCUGUCUAGCUUUGUUUUCGAGAAUUCUUAGAAAAGGAUUUACCCAUAGAAAAACCAUUACAUUUAUAAAGCCAUCUGCUAGAUAUCACAGAAGAAAUUGAAGAUUUAUACGGAAGAGUCGGUAACGUUAACAAAUACAAAGGAAGUAAAAUAUUUUUUGAUAGAAAAAUUUUACACCCAUCCUAUGAUCGAACAAAAUCUCUUCAUGACAUCGCUAUUCUGCUUCUUAAUAAACCUAUCGAACCUUCAUUAAAUGUUCAUCCCAUAGCUAUAGCUGGAGAAAACCAACGAUUCACAUCUGGUGGUGCCAUGCUUGUUGGAUGGAGAAGAAUUGGGACAAGCGAAAAAAACGAAACUGCAUAUCUCCACUGGGCAGAAGUACGAUUAAUGAAUCCAUACGAAGAACGGAUAAGUUUCUAUAAUAUGAAAAUAACUGGUCAAGAAAUAAUAGCAGUAACACCUGGAAUGGUUCCAAUGAAGGGUAAUUGUGGAUCACCGUUGAUUAUGAAAACCCGUUUAGGAAACGACGUUGUUAUUGGAGUACUAAGUAGGAGUGGUAAUGAUAAUAGUGAACGGAAUAUUUAUAUUUCAAUACCAGAUAUUUAUAUGUCAACUAGUGUUUAUCAUGAUUUCAUAGCUAGCAACAGUCCCGACGUCCUCAGAUAUUAUGUUUUUUAA
Centruroides sculpturatus (bark scorpion) is the source of this 740-nucleotide messenger RNA. RefSeq lists its product as uncharacterized. The transcript has 4 exons. Gene Ontology annotation, molecular function: serine-type endopeptidase activity. Gene Ontology annotation, biological process: proteolysis. The record is from RefSeq and is a predicted model, not a curated record. The coding region runs from base 372 to 740 and encodes 122 amino acids. NCBI's taxonomy places the organism in Eukaryota, Metazoa, Arthropoda, Arachnida, Scorpiones, Buthidae.